AUGCCUCUCCGGCACGGGGUGCCUGGAGCGUCUGCAGGUUUCGUCGGCGAGCAGGGGUCCGAAGCAGAAAUCCUCUCCUCCAGCGGCGCCCGCUUCCGGUCGACAGCAGGCGCCUCUGCUUUCACUAUGGCCGUGGCGGCCUGCGCCGGCUCCGUGCCGUCCGCAUCUUCUUCGGUUGUCAGCCCGCUGGGUGUGCCAGGCGGGCCGCCAAAGGGCCCCGGCCCCUUCUUCUCGCUCUCUGUCUCCUCGACGGCCUCGCAGGACAGUUCGCCGUCUGCGGCGUCUGCCAUAGGCAGCUUCUUCCCUGCGCAGUCGGCCGGUAUGUCUUCUUCUUCAAACGUGUUCGCCGCGGCGGAUUCCCCGUCCUCUAUGCUAGAUGUCAGUGCACAAAACUCGCUCCCACAGGGUCUUCGAACUACCGGAGGGCAAGCUGCUCCGAGCGCGCCCUCGAGUCUCCCUCAGCAAAUCGCUUCCGCGACGCCGGGCGCUCCAACGAAUCAGGACAGCGUCGCGGGCCUCCCACUUGGUUCGCCGCUCCAGGAGAACGCAGCACAGGCGGGCGGUCUAGCGUGUCCACCGCACCCGACGGGGGGGUCAAGCGGCCCGCCGCUGCCACUGGCGCCGCCCCCCUCGUGCUUUCCAGGCGUCUUUCCGACGUUCAACUCUGGUGGCGCGGGCGGCAUGCCUUUCCGCGGUCCACAACAAAUGUCUUCUCCGUUUCCCGUGGAUCUGAAUAUUGGAGGAUCUCAGCCUGGCACCACGCCGCGCGCCUCGCAUGACGGGAGCUUUCUCCCGCAGGUGUCGGGGAUCGGUGGGGUCGGCGGCGGCGCUCCCGGGUUUCCCGGCCUGUCGAACUUCGCGGGGGUAGAUGCGGCGCGGGCCGCUCUUUUCUUCGCUCACAACUCGUCUUGUCCGCCUGCAGCGCUUCCGUCGCAGAGCGGAGCGAUUCCUUCGCAGCCCUCGGCUGGUAUCCCGGGAGGGACAGGCCCGUCUUCCAUCGGUUCCAACCCCACCAGUGGUCCGCCCGGAGCUCCCGCGGGGGCCCGACUUCCCGCCGGUGGCGGUGUAGGCGAAGGGGCGACAGGCAACGGGCCCCAGGGCCCCGGAAACUUUUUGUUGUCGUCGUCGGGAUGUGGUGCGCCACAGACCGCGUCUGUUGUGUCGCUCUUUGGAGGCGGGGGCGGAAACGGGUACGUGCCGGGCGCGACGGGUAGGGGGGCUCCCCCUGCCUCCGAGCCCCCGCAGCAGACAGCCCACUUCCCUGCAAGUGCCCCCUGUCAGGCUGUCGGCGGAGCGUCCGGCUUCUCGAUGCCCUCCCCGAGCAACUGCUACGGCCUUCCGUAUCUCUUCGGGUCGAGUGUCCCCUCGCCCGCCGCAGGGUGCCCCUCGGGGCCUUGGCCGUCGUCUUCGCUGUCGCUUAGCACCGGCUCGCUUCUCAUGCCCUCGAAUGUACAGACGCCGGACGGCUUCUCGAUGCCCCUGACCAACGUGACAACCGGGCCGCAGGCCCAGCCCUCGCCGCCUCCGAAUCUGGGAACGAUGCCAGGGGCGCCAGCAGCGUGUCCGGAGCCGAUGCUGUCCUCUCUCGUCCCGCCCCUCAACUCGGCAGCCCGCGAUGCGCCUCAUCAGGCGACCGGCGGGCUUGCCCAGUCUCCGCCGCCGUCGCUUCACCACGCCUCCGUUCCACAGGGGACAGAAGGCAGGGCCGGUGUGCCCGGAAGCAUCCCCUGCUCGCCGAUGGGAGCCGGAGGAGGCCUCUCCGGUGUGUCCAACGUGACGGUCCCGGGCGUGACGGCGGGUGGGGCGUCCGCCGGGAGCGGCGCCAGCGAUAACGGCGCCGUCGACCCAGACAGCGCCGAGUCCAUCCCGAGCACUGCGUUGCCAAAGAAAUACAGUGGCAUCUGGUUUGAUCCGCAGCAGAAUUGCUGGCGCGCGUCGUGGGUCUGCGCGACCAGCGGGAAGCGCAAGUUUCGUUACUUUUCUGCCGCCAAGUUCGGACACCGUCAUGCGCUCCAGCUGGCCAAAGUGACGAAGGAAAGAGCCGUAGAGCGGAAGAAAAUAAGGGUGCCCUCGGCGGCCCACCAAGCGAACCGCGGCGGGGCGGGCGCGAGUGCGGCGGCUGCGAGCCUGCCGGCUGCUACUCCGCAGCCCGAUGACGCGGGACUCUUGUCGUCCAAGGGCUUGUCUCCAGAGAAAUCCGCCGCAGAUCCUUUAGGCAUCGGUCAGCAGAACGGUGGAGCGCGAACUGGGCAGCCGAAGGCGGAAGCAGGAGGGGCUGAGCCUGUCUCCAUGUCGGCGCCUCCGGCCUCGCCGAGCUGUAUGGAUCCGUCCGGCGGCGACGUUCCGCCAGCGUCGCCAUUUUGUGAAAGUGCGUUUGCGGGGCAAGAUGCGCCUUCCGCGUCUGCGCCGGAGGGUAGGACUGCGUCGCACGCCACCGAUGACGACGGGCGCGGCCCGACUGGCGCGCUGGAUCCGGUGGCGCUCGCGGAGAAGGCGAAAGAGAUGCUCAAGGUCUCAGGUGUGUACUACGACAGUGCGCGGAUGAUUUGGCGGGCUUUCUGGCAUGAAGGAGGCCGGCGAGUUAUUCGUUACUUCACAGUCAACAAACACGGCUUCCACCGUGCCCACGAGCUCGCACUCCUCACGCGGCGUCAAGCGGCCAUGGCCAUGCAGCAGCGGCGGCGGCAGCUGACGGCCGGUUUGGUCCUCGCGGUCAACGGCGGGGCAAGCGCGGCAACAGCGCCCGGAACGGACUUCAAAGGGAGGCCAGAGGAGACAGCGGACGCGACAGGCGCGCCGGUGGACUGCCAGCAGGUGCCUCACGGGGUCCCUGGUGCCCCCGUCGUCUCUGAGUCGCCCGCAGCAGGGAACGCUUUGCCGAGCGCAGCAGGCCCUUCGGCGGAGGCGAUGGGGAGUCCGCAUGCCCUCAGCUGCACAUGCGGCCAGGUGGAUGGUCUACAUGCGCCGGGAUGUCAGCUGAUGGCGGCGGCGCGGGGGUCGGGGCUCCAGUGUGCAGCUACGACCGCCAACGCGGCGGCCUUCCUGUUUGCGACGCCGAACAACCCAGGCAUGUCGACGGUCCAGGGGGUUCCAGGGCCCCCUAUGUAUCCCGCCGCCCACCAGGGAGGAGCCUACUAUGGGCAGCAGCACGCAUCCGUGGGGAUGGCGGGUCUGCCCCCCCCGUCCACGCCGACAGCGCGGACGUCAGGAGGCUUUGAUCCGUCGCCCGCGGGCAGCACCACGCAAGCCUCCGGCGCGUCUGGUUCGUCCGCGUCUUCGUCGACGUCAGGCACGGCGGGGACGACCAGCAGCGGAGGCAGCGGCUGCCGCGUCGACUACUUGGAGAGGGUGGCACAGCUUCCGAAGGAAGAGCAGGUCGAGUGGAGUGAGGAGCUGAAGGCGUGGGUUGUGACGCCCUUCACGAAGGACGGGAACAUGGUGCUGCCGCUGGGAAAGGGCGCCGCCGCCCGCGCCGCCGACAAAGGCGAGGGCGGCGCGGGCCCCGGAGCCCGUCUUUCACGCAUGGCUGACGGGCGGGAAAUCCUCAAAAUGUUUACGAUUCGCAAGUAUGGCUUCCGCGUGGCCCGGGAGAGGGCGAUCGAGUGGCGCAACCGGCGCAGAGAGAAGGUUCGGGUGGAAGCCGAGCAACAGCAGAUGCUCCAGCUUAGACAGAGCAAGCAAGGCGGAGCCAAAGGCCGGGCAGCCACUGCGAGAGAAGCUGUUGCUUGCAGCGCCCUUGGGACCGGGGUCGGGAUCCCCGGGCUUGAACCGCCAACCCCGCCAGCAGCAGUGAACACAGCGCCAGGAGCGGGUGUCAAUGCAAUCGCCGGCAUCCAGGCCGACACCCGUCGCACAGCAAGCCCCAGUUUCUCGGCGUCCACGUGCUCAUCAAAUCCUAGCUCGCCACCGAACUCUUCGGGACCUCCGCACCAGCCGCUGAAUCCUCUGGUGGCUGCGGCAACUGGAACUUUCGGCGGCUGUGACUCGUCGGCAGGAUUGCCUUCGUCUCCAUUUAUGCAUCUGAACAUGCCUUCUACUUCGGCGGGCCAGACCCCAGUACCCCGAGACGCCUCGGCGCCUGCCGCUCCUGUUGUCCCGUCUGGAUAUAGCAACACGUUGUCUUCCCCCGUCCCCCAUCUCUCUCCUCAGAAUCCUCUUUUCUUUCCGCAGGGCCCAGGCGGAGGCGUCGGGGGGCUAGUGAACCCUCUGGGUCCCGUCCCUACAGGCCUUGGCCCGACGCCGACAGCGACGGCGUCAGGGGCCUUGGCUCCGGGGACGGGUUCGUUCCCGUCUCUUCCGGGCGCGGGUUGCGGGGCAGGGCCGUCGCCGUCUCCACCUUCCGCGCUGGGUGCUCUCUCUUCUCUUUUGUCGGCGACGCCUUCGGGAUUAGGUGUCUUCGCACAGAACAGCGAGGCACGAGGGAAUCUGACGCCGUCGUCUUCUUGUGGCGACCUUCUGCCCCCUGGGAUGAGCGACUCAUUAACCACCUUGGGCGAUCUUUUUGGUGCAAACAGCUGCAACUCCUCUCUCGGGAGUAUGUCUUCGAAUCUGGGAUUUGUGACCGCAAGCUCUGGGGCCUCGCCGUGCUCGAGGAACCGCGACGCUUCAUCGAGAGAUCCUGUGUCGGGCAACUGGCUCUUUCUCUCAGAUACGGCGGCAAACAGGAGCAGCCGGAGCGCCAGCGAAGAGGCGCGGCGUGGAGAGAAUCCAUCUGCUCUCGCCCAGUCUCCGUCUGACCUGUCGAGGGUCGGCGUCUCCACGGGCCCGCCGGAUCACCUUCCUGCGCCCCCACUUGGCUCCGAGUCUGCGUGCGCGUCUCCAGGCUCUCUGCCCUUCUUCCCGUCGCUGGCGUCUUCAACGCCCGUGGCGUCUUCCUCCUCGUACAGCAGUUCAGGUCCCUCCGUCACGGCUUCCUCGACGCCUUCGCAUUCCGUCACUGAGUCAUGCAGUGCCGCGCUCAGUGGUCAGGGCUCCUCGCCUGGCGAAGCGCCCGAGAAGAGGGACGAGGUCGUCGGCGGGCCAAGCAAACCACUCUCUCAGGGUUCACAGGGAUUCGGCGCGAGUGUUGCGCCGGAAACGUUUGGAGCGUGCCCUGCAGGCGAGCCGUUCCGCCCGGCUCUGUCGAGUGAGUCGUUUUUCCUCCCCUCGACAUCGAUGCCCCAGGCCGCGACGGCGGCGGCGACUGCAGCGGCCGCGGCUGCCGCGGCCGCUGCGCUCACCGGCCCGCCGCCGGCGCAGCUCCUCCUGCAGCAGCAGAGAGAGCAGCGAUCGAGACGCAAGCGAGAGGGGGGACUCAAGGGAGAAGAUGACGGAAAGAAGAAGGAGGGCGACGAGAGCGGCGUGAAUCUGAGCAGUGAAGAGGGUUGCAGCGUGGAAGCUGUGGGGGUGAUGAGGAAUGCGGUGUCUCACAUUUUGAGGAAUUUGCAGGAAGUCUGCAUCCCAGGACUUCUGUGCAGCUGCACACUCGAGUCCGAGAGCUUCAACUACCUCGCCACGCGCCUGGACGAGUGGACCAAGGCGGUGCACACCCACCGCCAGCUCUGCGCGUCUGUGCUCUCCAAUCCGAAUGGAGGCGGCGCCGGGAAGGAGGCAGUGGCCUCGCAGAAGCCGGAGGACGAGCAGGGCGGGAAGGGCGGGCCAAACGACGGGAGGGGAGAGGAAGCGACCUCGAAGAGCCCGAGGAAGGAGGAAGUGAGCACGGACCCCGCUACCGACCCUCAGGCGGCGACGAUGGUGCUUGCGCCCUACUUGAAGUUGUUCGCACAGUGCAUCCGCAAGAACCGACUUCCGAACGAAAUGGAAGCGGAGGUUCAAGUGCUGCUCUUGGAUGCGUUGGUCCACCUGGGGGCCCUCUCGGGGUUCGGGGCCCGGAAGCCCGCGUCGGCGGACCGGGCGGCGGGCGAGGAGCCCGGAGGGCAUGUGAAGAACGAGCCGUUGGGGGAGGCCGAGGCAGCGAAGAGCGACUGGAGUCAGCUGCCGUCAGCAGGGCGUUCCGGCGCUGAGGAGAUCGCACCCGGCAGCUCGCGUUUUGUAGCAGGGAUCAGUCAGGAUGAGGGGACCGAGGCGGCGAGGGUGCAGGCCGUGUCGUGCAGCGAACAGGAGAGUGCACGCGGAGAGGCGUCGAGCCCGCCGGUGGGGGGAGGAGGAGGAGGGGCGGAGGCGGGGAGAGAUGAUGCACGCGCUGGAGUAGGCGGGGUUGACAAACGGGGCGCUGAACCUACUGAACAAGAACGGAUGUUAAAGAAGGCUCGGGAAGGCGAAGCGUCUCUUUUUUGUAUGGGGCUUCACCACCCCGCAGUUACUCCGAUUUCUAUGGGUGGAGCAUCCCUCGCAGGUGUAGUGGUGCCGCCGCGUGAAGCCGGAAGGGGCAUGCCGGACUCAGAUGCCGGCAGCCACCUCUCUGCGAAUUAA
Molecule: messenger RNA, 6411 nt
Organism: Besnoitia besnoiti
Lineage: Eukaryota; Apicomplexa; Conoidasida; Eucoccidiorida; Sarcocystidae
Product: AP2 domain transcription factor AP2IX-8
Exons: 3
Coding region: 1-6411 (2136 amino acids)
Biological process (GO): regulation of DNA-templated transcription
Molecular function (GO): DNA-binding transcription factor activity
Source: RefSeq, a predicted model, not a curated record